Nycticebus coucang (slow loris) is the source of this 1282-nucleotide messenger RNA. RefSeq names its product phospholipase A and acyltransferase 5 (gene PLAAT5). The transcript is spliced from 6 exons. Gene Ontology annotation, molecular function: glycerophospholipid phospholipase A1 activity; A2-type glycerophospholipase activity. The coding region runs from base 274 to 1104 and encodes 276 amino acids. Lineage: Eukaryota; Metazoa; Chordata; Mammalia; Primates; Lorisidae. Gene Ontology annotation, cellular component: cytoplasm. Gene Ontology annotation, biological process: N-acylphosphatidylethanolamine metabolic process. The record is from RefSeq and is a predicted model, not a curated record.
AAGAUCCCUAGGCUUCCCGCCUUCAAGCUCCAUCCGGCACUUUCACCGCUUUGGGUUCCCGGACGCGCCCGCAGCACCCGCCCGCGCGCGCCCGCGUCCGCGUUUGCCGCGCAACCCCCUCCGCGCAGGCGCUCUCACCGCAGUUCCUACCUGAGCCGCCCCAAGCGCUGGCGAUCACGCGGCUCUGCAGACCCGGGGCCGCGCCAACUGAGAACUCGCCAGGCUCUUUGUCCCUUGCUAGGCCCCCGGGGCUGGCGAGGCCGCAACAGUGGCAUGGGCCUGAGUCCGGCCGACGGUGGGGAGUACAGGCUUCGUCUCCGUAGGGCGCCCCCGUCCCGUCCCAAACAAGCCUUAAAAACCGCCCUCACUCGGCCAAAUGACGAUCAGCUGGCUCCCGGAUGUUCAACUGCGGCUCCCUCAGAAUUAGAAGAAUGCGUGGGAUCCCAAGCUUUGGUCCAGCUCCAGCCCCAGCCCCAGCAGUUCCAGCAGGGGACCCUAGAACCAGGCGAAAGCAUCCAGCAAGGGGAGAAGCCUGUAGUUAAUUUGGAGACCACACCCAUCCAGAAGAAAGCAGAGUUGAAUUCAACACCCAAGCCUGAGAGUGAAGGCAAGUUAAUAAAGGAAGCAACUGAGAGCAAACCAAGACCCAGACCUGGAGACCUGAUUGAGAUUUUUCGCAUUGGCUAUGAGCACUGGGCUAUCUAUGUGGAAGAUGAUUGUGUGGUCCAUCUGGCUCCCCCGAGUAAGAGUGAGGAAUUUGAGGUCGGCAGCAUCACUUCAAUUUUUAGUAACCGGGCUGUGGUGAAAUACAGCCGCCUGCAGGACGUACUGCAUGGCUGCUCCUGGAAGAUCAACAACAAGCUAGAUGGGACGUACCUGCCCCUGCCCGUGGACAAGAUCAUGAGGCGUACAAAAAAGAUGGUCAACAAGAUAGUGCAGUACAGCCUGAUUGAAGGGAACUGUGAACACUUUGUCAACGACCUCAGAUAUGGCGUGCCCAGGAGCCAGCAGGUAGAACAUGUCCUAAUGGAAGGUGCAAAGGCUGCAGGAGCAGUUAUUUCAGCUGUAGUGGAUAGCAUAAAGCCCAAACCAGUAACUGCCUGAAGAGCCACUGACACAGCAAAGAGAACAUGCCUCCUUCCCUCCGCUUGCUUUUUUCUGUCAAAUGAUCCUGAUUAAGAAAAUUGUAAGCUUCUGGAAGAAUCUAGAUGUAUCCAAUUACCCCUCUGGAAAUACAUUCCCUAUAUGGGAUCACAGACUCAAGGACUCUGAGGAUGGGAAG